AUGGACAUCCCGCCGCUGGCCGGCAAGAUCGCGGCGCUGUCGCUCACAGCCUUGCCCGUGUCCUACGUGCUGAAUCUCGUCUCGGAGCUCUCGCACCCACUGGGGGUGGUGUUGACAAGUAUCCUGAUCCUGGUGCUGCUCCUCGUGUCCGUCCGCAGUUUGUCCCGUGGUGAAAUCUCCUAUGACCCUCUCUAUGCUGUGUUUGCAGUUCUGGCCUUCACCUCUGUGGUGGACCUCCUCAUCUCUCUCCAAGAAGAUGGCUAUGUGGUGGGCUUCAUGGAGUUCUACACCAAGGGUGAGCCCUACCUGAGCACAGCCCAUGGAGUCUUCAUCUGCUACUGGGAUGGCAUUGUUCACUACCUCCUCUACCUGGCCAUGGCUGGUGCUAUCCAAAAAAGGAAGAGGUACCGGAACCUUGGACUCUACUGGCUGGGCUCCUUCGUCAUGAGCAUCCUCACAUUCCUUCCAGGAAACAUCCUAGGCAAAUAUAGCUCAGAGAUCAGGCCUGCCUUCUUCCUCACCAUCCUCUACAUGCUGGUCCCAUGUUGGGCUGGCGUAAGAAUCUUCAAACAGUCCCAGGCACCCAUCUGCUACACCCCGAACAUGGUACAAGAAGAACACAGGAAAAGCCUCCUGCAGCGCCCAGUAGACCUGGCCCUCGUCAUAUACCUCAUUCUUGCUGGUUUUUUUACUCUCUUCCGGGGCCUGGUGGUGCUCGACUGCCCCACAGAUGCCUGCUUCAUCUACAUCUACCAGUAUGAACCUUAUCUACGGGAUCCCGUGGCCUAUCCGAAGGUGCAGAUGCUGGUAUACAUGUUCUACGUCCUGCCCUUCUAUGGCCUAGCCAUCUACGCCCUCAUCUUUCCUGGCUGCUCCUGGCUACCUGACUGGGCCCUGGUGUUUGCUGGAGCCAUUGCUCAGGCACAAUUCUCACACAUGGGCGCGUCACUCCACCUGCGAACGGCCUUCACUUACCGCGUGCCUGAGGACGUGUGGGCCCCCGUCUUUCUGUGCAACCUGCUCUAUGCCUUGAGUCCCCACCUGCUUGCCAGCCGCUGCCUGUGGCGGCCCACCUUCUUCCUAAAACCACAGUCCCCAGACUUGAUGGCUAAGCACAAGAAGCUUAAUUAA
Messenger RNA from Elephantulus edwardii (Cape elephant shrew), 1131 nucleotides. It is a transcript of the gene TM6SF2, whose product is annotated as transmembrane 6 superfamily member 2. The record is from RefSeq and is a predicted model, not a curated record. The coding region runs from base 1 to 1131 and encodes 376 amino acids. The transcript has 10 exons. Gene Ontology annotation, cellular component: endoplasmic reticulum-Golgi intermediate compartment membrane; endoplasmic reticulum membrane. Gene Ontology annotation, biological process: regulation of lipid metabolic process; lipid homeostasis. NCBI's taxonomy places the organism in Eukaryota, Metazoa, Chordata, Mammalia, Macroscelidea, Macroscelididae.